This is a messenger RNA of Ogataea haglerorum, 1569 nucleotides long. RefSeq lists its product as uncharacterized. The record is from RefSeq and is a predicted model, not a curated record. Gene Ontology annotation, molecular function: L-lactate dehydrogenase (cytochrome) activity; heme binding. Lineage: Eukaryota; Fungi; Ascomycota; Pichiomycetes; Pichiales; Pichiaceae. Bases 1 to 1569 code for a protein of 522 amino acids. Gene Ontology annotation, biological process: lactate metabolic process. The transcript has a single exon.
AUGGUUCGUGGACUCAAAUGCGUCGGGUUCCUUGGAGCAGCGGGCGUGUGCUGGUCCUGGAAGCUGCGUCAGACGCUCAGCAACGAUCAGAAACGGGUCGUCACGUUUGAAGAACUGCAAAAACAUAACAGGUCCGACGACUGCUGGAUUGCCAUCAACCAGAACGUUUACGAUGUGACAGAGUUCAUGAAGACACAUCCCGGCGGUGUGUCACGGAUUCUGAGGUACGCUGGAAACGACGCCACCAAGGGGUUUCAUUCUAUGCAUCAUCCUCAAUAUUUGGAGACGUUUCUGGAGGGCUCGUUGGUUGGAGAAAUAAAUGACCUGCCUAGAAAGAAAAAAAAGACAACGAAGACUCCAAAAAAACAGCAUGUGGUAGAGAUCGAGGAGCAGGAGGAGGGAGUGGCGGCGUUGGUACCGCCAGCAUUGUCCCACAUCUUCUCGCUGUCCGACUUCGAAGUCGUUGCGAGAAACGUUCUUCCGCCAGCUACCCUAGUGCACGUCUCUUCCGGAGCAGAUGAUGAGUUCACUUUGCGCGAGAACAGAUACGCCCUUGGCCGCAUUUUCUUCCGUCCUCGCUGCCUCGUCGACGUCAGCAACACUUCCAUUGAAACAGACAUUCUUGGUGUCCGCACCUCUGCUCCGUUUUUUAUCAGUUCUUUUACGGGAUCGAAUUUAAUCCAGCCCGAAGGAGAGAAGAUUCUGGCUCGGGCUGCUGCCGAGGAGAAUAUUGCAUAUAUGGUGCCAAAACGCGGCUCAAUCUCCUUGGAGCAGCUGCAUGCGGAAACGGCCCCUAGCCAGGCAUUUUUUUACCAGUAUGAGUUUGAGUCAGCAGAAGAGCUGAGAGAGGCUCCGAAAUUUUUUAGGCAUAUAGAGACGACGAUUCCGCAAGUGAGAGCUAUUUUUGUCAAUGUGGACGUCGCUGCACGCGGACUCAGGGAGAAGGAGUACAAGGUGAGGCAAAUGGAAACAGGAAAGUCUGACGUCGAACUUGCGGGGCUUGCAAGGCCGGAACCGGAGUAUGUUGCUACCUGGAAAGAGUUUGAGACCGUUAAGAAUAGCACCAGUUUGCCAAUCAUCCUCAAAGGACUACAACGAAAAGAGGACAUUGUUAAAGCGGCCGAGCUGGGAUUUCGUGGUGCGCUGAUUUCCAAUACCGGUGGACGCCAGCUGGAUUUCUCAAAACCUGCUAUUGAGACUCUUGCUGAAGUGCACGAGGUUUUGAAGGAGAGAAAUAUAGAUCGAAACCAAUUCCAGCUUUUCGUCGAGGGGGGUUUCAGUCGCGGCACAGACGUGAUUAAGGCUUUGUGUCUAGGCGCCAUUCCUGGCAUUGGCAGGCCAAUGCUCUACAGUGAGGUCUACGGCCAAAAAGGUGUUGAAAAAGCGUCACAGCUGCUCAAAGAAGAGAUUGUCAGAGACAUGAAGCUGCUGGGAGCCAGUAACGUCGCGUGCUUGGACGACAGUUAUUUGGAUCUGAGCAGUCUUACAGUUAAGCUUGGGAUUCCUAACUUCCAAUACGAAAGAAACUACACUCCGAUGAUCAACGUUGCCGCCAAAGUGCAGUGUUAA